Messenger RNA from Caenorhabditis remanei, 2481 nucleotides. RefSeq lists its product as uncharacterized. Lineage: Eukaryota; Metazoa; Nematoda; Chromadorea; Rhabditida; Rhabditidae. The record is from RefSeq and is a predicted model, not a curated record. The transcript has 6 exons. Gene Ontology annotation, cellular component: P granule. Gene Ontology annotation, biological process: regulatory ncRNA-mediated gene silencing. Gene Ontology annotation, molecular function: piRNA binding; protein binding. Bases 1 to 2481 code for a protein of 826 amino acids.
AUGGCAUCUGGAAGUGGCCGCGGAAGAGGCCGAGGAUCGGGAUCCAACAACAGCGGAGGAAAGACCCAAGACUACUAUGGUACGAUCCAACCGGAUCUUUUCGUCCGUCAGCCUGGAGAACCGAAAGUCGGAUCUUCCGGACGCCCUCAACGUUGCUUCGCCAACUUUAUCCCGAUUGAAAUGGAGAAAGCCGACUACAGCAUCUAUCAAUUUCAUGUCGAGUUCCAUCCUCAAGUGGAUUCGAAGCAUAUGAGAGAGACAAUGCUGCUCCAUGAGAAUGUGACUGAAGAGAUCGGCAGAUUCCACGUCUUCGACGGAAUGAUUCUCUACCUGACGGAAGAAUGGCAGCAGAAUCAAGAAAUCGAAGUCCCACACCCCCUCACUGGAGACCUGAUCAGAGUCAUCUUCAAGCAAACCAAUCGGUUCUUGUUGGACAAUGCGCAAACUAUCAACAUCUUCAACACAAUCAUCCGUCGUUGCUUCGAUGAGCUCAAACUGACUCAACUUGGUCGUCACUAUUUCAACUCCAAGGACGCCAGAAACGUUCGAGAGUACAACAUGAGUAUCCUCCCGGGAUUUGAGACUGCAAUUCGCAUGUACGAAAACCAGCUGAUGCUCUGUGUCGAGAAUCGUUUCAAGAUGGUUCGCAGAGACUCGAUGUACGACCUUCUCAAGAAGGAGAUGCAAGCAUGUCAGGGAAAUCGCCCACGAGUUCAGGAGAAGAUGAAUGAGAUGUUCGGAGGCUCCACCAUCAUCACCUUGUACAACAACAAGCUUCAUCGCUUCACAAGACUCGAUUGGAGUAUCAGCCCAUUGAGUGAAUUCGAGAAGGAUGGCCAACCGAUUACUCUGAAGAGAUACUUCAAGAUGCAAUACGACAAGGACAUUCAAUUUGAUGACCAGCCGAUCAUCAUCUCUGAAGGAAAGCCGAAGCAGCCAGGAGAGCCUCCACAAGUCAACUACAUCGUUCCGGAGAUUUGCUUCCCCACUGGUUUGACUGAUGAGAUGCGCAAGGACUUCCGUAUGAUGAAAGAAAUCGCGCAGCACACUCGAAUGUCGCCACAGCAACGCUUGAACGAAACGAGAAAGUUGAUCACUGAGUUCCACAGCAACGAGAACGUGCAGGCUUGUCUCAACUACUGGGGAAUUCGUCUCUCAGAAGACCUUGCCAACGUCAAUGCUCGAGUUCUUAAGCCGGAGCCGUUGCACGCUGACGGAGCUAAGAAGUAUGAAGGUCGAAACGCCGAGUGGGCUCGUGGAGUCAAGGAGGGCGGUAUCUAUCGUGGUUCAGACAUGAACAAUUGGAUCGUUGUUGGACCGAAUACUGGAAAUUCUGGAAUGCUCAUUCAGAAGUUCAUCGGAGAGGCUGGUCGUCUUGCCCAGACUCUUCGUGUUCAAUUAGGUGAUCCAAUGUGUGUUCCGAUACGAGGAGUUUCUCCAAACGAGUAUUUGGAAGGUGUCAAGAGUGCAGUCAAGGAAGUCGCUGGUGCUGAUGUCCAUAUGCUCGUUGUGAUGCUUGUCGAUGACAACAAGACUCGCUACGAUUCUCUGAAGAAGUAUCUGUGUGUCGAGUGCCCAAUACCCAACCAAUGCAUCAAUCUUCGUACUCUUGCCGGAAAAGCAAGUGAUGGUGGAGAGAACAAGAACUUCGGAUCGAUUGUUCUGAAAAUCUUCCUUCAAAUGAUUUGCAAAACUGGUGGAGCUCUUUGGAAGGUCAACAUUCCGCUGACGGAAACCAUGAUUGUUGGAUACGAUCUCUACCACGACUCCACUUUGAAAGGAAAGACAGUUGGAGCAUGUGUCUCUACGACUACCGGGGACUACACCAAAUUCUACUCCCAAACAAGACCUCAUGAGAAUCCAACACAACUUGGAAACAAUCUGACGCAUUUCGUGAGAAAGGCUCUCAAGAAGUACUACGACGAGAACAACAACACUCUUCCAAGUCGUUUGAUUCUCUACAGAGACGGUGCCGGAGACGGUCAAAUCCCAUACAUCAAGAAUACGGAAGUGAAACUUGUUCGUGAUGCUUGUGACAUGGUCACUGAACGUGCCGCCAAGCUCAGCGGCAAGGUACACAAGUCUGUCAAGCUGGCCUUCAUCAUUGUUACCAAGCGCGUCAAUAUGCGUAUCUUGAAGCAAGGAGCUUCAGCUUCCACUGCAAUCAAUCCCGAUCCAGGAACGGUCGUUGACACUGUCGUCACUCGUCCAGAGAGAAUGGACUUCUACUUGGUUCCACAGUUUGUGAACCAAGGAACUGUCACUCCAGUCUCCUACAACAUCAUCUUCGACGACACGGAACUUGGACCCGAUAAGCAUCAACAACUCGCCUUCAAGUUGUGCCAUUUGUACUACAAUUGGCAAGGAACAGUUCGUGUCCCAGCUCCAUGUCAAUAUGCGCACAAGCUCGCCUUCUUGACUGCUCAGUCGCUUCACGGAGAUUCAGAUGAGAAGCUUCGUGAUAAACUGUUCUUCUUGUAA